AUAUCUCUUAUCUCACUGUGAACAAGACUUAUAACAGCAAUAUGUUCUUUUUUCCCCCCCUGCUCAAGUCAGUCCAGAGGAUGUCCCUGUCUUACUUUGGUUGCAGGGAGGACCAAUUGGAACUUCAAUGUUUGGCCUUUUUUGUGGAGCAUGGACCUUACAUUGUGAAUGAGAAUCUUACAUUGUAAUGCAUGGAAAUACAUGCCAACCAUUGGUUAUUAUAUUCACACUCACAAUCCAACAACAAAGUUGAAAAUCAACUUCAAGGGAAUUGCCAUUGGAGAUGGGCUCUGUGAUCCUGAAAUGGUGUUUGAUGCUCUGCUAAAUGGAGAUUGGACAGAAUACCCUUCAUUUUACCAGAAUGCCACAGGAUGUACCAAUUACUUCAACUUUCCUUACUGCCAGGUAUCCAUAAUCAAUACAUACUUCAGCCCUGUUGUGCUGGGACUAUUUAGGGCAUAAUCUUAAGGGGACCAUUGACCAGAAUAUGCCAUUGGCAAAUGUACAUGAACAUUUUAUGACACUAUCCACUGUUUGCAAACUACACCACUCAAACUGCUGCUGAGCUGUUAAUGCUAGGAACCAUUUAAAGGUAAAUUUUGCUGGGGAAUUGUUGGGACCUGUAAUACAACAAC
Molecule: messenger RNA, 635 nt
Organism: Xenopus laevis (African clawed frog)
Lineage: Eukaryota; Metazoa; Chordata; Amphibia; Anura; Pipidae
Gene: cpvl.S
Product: probable serine carboxypeptidase CPVL
Exons: 4
Coding region: 169-462 (97 amino acids)
Source: RefSeq, a predicted model, not a curated record